AUGGAAUUAAAUCUUCAACAUGAAGAUUUAUUGAUUAAAUUAAGAGCUAAGCUGAACGAAGAAAAGAUUAAGUUAUGGGAACCACCUUAUUAUCAGACUGACAACGAUCGCUCUCAAAAUUUGCGGGAUCUAGCAUUAAAAUACUCAUCACAGUUAUUACAAGAUGAUGAAACGGUGUUUUCUGCAUUACGUGAAUUACAACUGCAUUCACUUGACCGAUCCAAAGCAAAUGCGGAGUACAAGGAGACAGGGCUGGCCACAUUCAGGGUGAAAGCUAAUGUAUCAGGACAAAAACCUGUAGUCUUAAAAAUUCAAAAGAAGUUGGAAGUGCCAGGCAGUGAUCUCAUUGAAACAGUGGCUAAGGAGAUUAGUGUUGGAACUGACAGAAUAAAAUUGAUAUGCAAUGGUAAAAUUAUAAAACCGACAAUGAAUCUCAAUGAACAGAAUAUUAAAAAUGGAGUACAAAUAAUGGCACUUAUUAUGGGAGAAGCCCCAGAGAACGUUAAGAAAGAAAAUGAUAUGUACAUGGAGAUGAAAUCCACACGUGACGACGCUCUGCUGCUGACCGAUUGCGCCGAAGAGUUGACUGGCGACGAUGAGUAUUUAAAGCUGGAAGACCAAUCAGGAAAAGCACUCCAACUACCGGCAGCCGAGCGAAGAUCCUUGACGGUUGGACUGGCACUGCACGAGCGCGGUCGGGCCGCUGUCCAGCAAAAGGACUACACGCUAGCCCUGGUGCUCCUGCUCGAAGCCGACAGGCAGUUCAGUGAAUGCAGUUCGAAUCUCCUGAAAUCAGUGGACAACAUUGCCGUCCUUCAGCUGGACAUAUCCUGGUGCUACCUUCAUCUCCAGAACCUCGCCUCGGCUACUGAUGUAGCCUCCAGACUACAGAGGGCCGAGGCGUCCUUCAAGGACACCUACGGCGAGAACCACGAGAGGCUCAUCGCUCUGAAAGGAAACGCCGCAAACGAACGCGUUCUGUUCAUGCGGCUGUACCUGCUGCAGGGCAUCGUAGCUUACCACCAGAACAAGAGGGAGGAGGCGCGGCGACUCUUCGACAAGGCUGAAAAUGAGAUGAAUUUUCUGAGAGUGGACGACGGCUCGGUAGCGGCGCUGAUGGAGCUCGGCUGGACGCGCAGCCAAGCCAGGACCGGCCUCCGCGCCGCCGCAGGACACGUGGACAGGGCGCACCAGCUCCUGGAGGAGAGGAGCGAGGAGCGCGAGAGGGAGAGGGAGAGACACAGACAGGAGAGAGAGGAGCGGGCCCUGGGUCGGUGCGCGGACGGCAGCCCGGUGAGCGCGGCGCUGCUGGCGGGGCUGCUGGACAUGGGCUGCGCGCGCCGCCUCGCCCUGCUGGCCCUCAAGAACUCCAACAACAACGUGGCCGAAGCCCUGUACCUCAUGCAGGAGAGGAGGGAACUGCUUCAAGACAGUGACGCGUCUUCCAGCGACCAGGAGACCCCGAGCUCCGACGACUCCACGCUGGAGCCCGACAACAAGCUCGCGGCGGAGCUGGAGGCGAUGGGCUACGACCUGGACGACGCCAGGAUCGCCCUGAAGCUGUCGCGGAACCAGCUCGGCGGGGCGCUGGACAUCCUGCUCGGGGGGCAGCUGCGCGAUGUCGGCGACCCGUCCACCAGCUCGGCGGCCGCCAGCAAGAAGAGACUCCGGAAACUGAAGCGAGAGAAGAGGGAGAAGCGCCGACAAGAGCGCGACUCGGCUCUGAAGCGUCUCAAGACGUCGGUGAAGACGGAAGACGACGACUACCUGGACACCAGCCUGGUGGAUGAAGAGGAAUUCCUCGCUAAAUACAAAUCCUUGCUCUAAGCCAUGCCAUAUUGUGACGUCACGAGCGCGCGCGGUCAUUGAUCCACGACGCCAGCCCCCGUCCGCGGAAUAGCCCCUUAGACUACCAGUGAAUCCUCCCCCUCGCGUCCCUUUCCUCAUUACUGAGGGUCGUGACUCCCCCGCUUCAUAAUUUACUCGCGGACGAUUUUCUGCUGCUAUACUUCGUGAAAGGCAUCGUGGUACUUGACGGAAGGAAGGUAGGAAAGUACCACGUAAAUUUGAUUCAAUACUAGAGCAGAUGUAGUGCCACUGUAACCGACAACAAACACACUCGGGGCUUAACUAUUACAAAAACGUUGAGUCAACGCGUUAGGGGCCACGCCGCACUCCGCCCCCCGUCCUCGUGGGGAGAUUAUGAAGUGUUCUGGAAAAUCGAUCGAAUUUCAUAUCGUAG
This is a messenger RNA of Bombyx mandarina (wild silkworm), 2242 nucleotides long. RefSeq names its product NEDD8 ultimate buster 1. Gene Ontology annotation, biological process: regulation of ubiquitin-dependent protein catabolic process. Gene Ontology annotation, molecular function: protein binding. NCBI's taxonomy places the organism in Eukaryota, Metazoa, Arthropoda, Insecta, Lepidoptera, Bombycidae. The record is from RefSeq and is a predicted model, not a curated record.